GUGGUUGGCCAUGGAUGGCAUGCUAAAAAAUCUGUUGCUCCGUAAGUACUGCGAACUGAUGGAGCUUUAAGUGAAGAGAAUGAUCAGCGUCCAAACUUGUCUCCUGAACAAAAGCAAGCCUGGGCCCUGGGCCUGGGUUGGAGCUCUGGAGUUUGGAUUUGUGAGAUGGGGCUGAGGGUGAUAUGACAGACAGUGUCUAGGGACAGGGCUAAAUGAAAAGCUGGGCAGACAGUCCCACUGUGGUGUUCAUCCAGUGGGAUGUGGGGAGAUGGGCAGAGUUCAAGUGUGAGACAGAGAACCCUGAGCCCAGGAGGACAGGGCUUGGCAGAGAAAGGAGGCAGUCUGCCAUAAUCUCCUGAGCCGCAAAGGUGUAGCUGCAGAUGCUUUUUAUAUGGUGCUUCCAGCCUUGACUGUGAGUGGGGAGGUGCCUGUUAAUGGGCCCAGGCUGUCUUGGACAAGCAGAUCUUUGUGUUUGGAAGUAGUGUCUGACGGCAGAGUAAAGGAUGGGUGUGAUGAGCCUGGAGAGACUGACACGGAGGUAAUUUUGGAGGAUGAUGAGUUAUUCAAUCAACAGAUACAAUGGAUUUAAGUCAUGCUAUAGAGGAAAUGGAAAGCAAGGAACAAAUGCAGGGUGGUUACUUAGGUAGCUGGAACAUAUAAGAGGAUUGAGAGAGAUGGAGAAAGGGAGGACGAAUUUAAGGACUCAAGCUUGGGUAUUUGAGAGAAUAAUGCCAUUAACUAAGAGAGGUAACAGAAAAGGAGAAUGUAGGAGAGACUAUAACCUUGAACUCUUGGGCUCAAGUUAUCCUCCUGCCUCAGUCUCUCAAGCGACUGAUGGAUCCAGUCCAUCAAAAUCCAUUGUUGCCUUCUUUCCCAGUAGCAGAAUUAUAACUGAGCAUACAACUGCCCAGCAACAUGAAAUUCCCCUGUCUCCUUUGCAAUUAGGUGUGGCUUUAUGAUGAAGUAUUUUCCAAUAGAAUGUAAGCAAAGGUGGUAUGUGUCUUCCAGGCCUAGUGCAUAGAACCUGUCAUGUGACCCCCUCAGAAUCCGCCACUCUCUUUCCCCUUUCUCAUGGGCUGGAAAGGUGAAUACUAGAGCAACCUUGGAAGCCACAUGUUGAAGAUGACAGAGCCACCUUCAACUUGGGUCCCUGACCUGAUUUGGGAGAAGAAAUAAGUUUUCAUUUUGGGGUCUUUUUUUUUUUUUUUUUUGAUGGAGUCUCAUUCUGUCGCCAGGCUGGAGUGCAAUGGCGUGAUCUCAGCUCACUGCAACCUCCACCUCCCAGGUUCAAGUAAUUCUCCUGCCUCAGCCUCCCGAGUAGCUGGGAUUGCAGGCACGUGCCACCACACCCAGCUAAUGUUUGUAUUUUCAGUAGAGACGAGGUUUCACCAUGUUGGCCAGGAUGGUCUCAAUAUCCUGAUCUGCCUGCCUCAGCCUCCCAAAGUGCUGGGAUUACAGGCAUGAGCUACCACACCGGCCCACUUUUUAUAGCAUUUUACAGUCACUCCUAACUAAUGCAUAUGGAACAGUUUGGGAGAUAGGGAAUAGGGAAGGUGAAGAAUUUGGUUUAUCACUCAAUGGUCAGUAUGAGCAUUGAAAUUAACUUAAUCCCCAGGGAAAAGAAAGAAUGAAAAGGUAUGUCCCUUAAGAGGGCUACAGAAGGCCAGGCACAGUGGCUCAUGUUUGUAAUCCCCUCACUUUGGUAGGUUGAGUCAGGAGGAUUACUUGAGGCCAGGAAUUCAAGACCAGCCUGGCCUACAUAGCAAGACCCUGUCUCUACAAAAAAAUUUUUUAAAAAACAGCUGGGCACAGUGUUGUGCACUUGUAGUCCCAGCUACUUGGGGGGCUGAGACAGAAGGACCAUUUGAGCCCAGGAGUUCAAUGUUAUAGUGUACCACUGCACUCCAGCCUGGGCAACAGAGGGAGACUCUGUCUGUAACGAAAAUAAAAAGAGGGCAAAAGAGACAAUACUGGAGACAAGCAUCUGACACAAAAUGUGAAGGGAUGUUAUGAUUGGUGGGGCUCUCUGACACCUAUCCAUAUUUACAAAUGUGCCAUUAAUCAUAUGGCCAGGUUGGAUCCUGAGUAGAUUAACAGUUACACGGGUACAGGAAUAAGGAUGCAUGUGGUAUUUUUUUUUUUUUUUUGGAGAUGGAGCUCCAUUCUUGUUGCCCAAGCUGGAGUGUAAUGGCACGAUCUUGGCUCACUGCAACCUCCACCUCCCAGGUUCAAACGAUUCUCCUGCCUCAGCCUCCCAAGUAGCUGGGAUUAGAGGUGCGCGCCACCAGGCCCAGCUAAUUUUUUGUAUUUUUAGUAGAAACGAGGUUUCACCAUGUUAGCCAGGCUGGUCUCGAACUCCUGACCUCAGGUGAUCCACCCACCUCGGCCUCCCCAGUUGCUGGGAUUACAGGUGUGAGCCACCGCACCUGGCUGCAUGUGGUAUUCUUAAUUCUUUCACAUCACACUUGAGGUGUGCAACACUCAUUGUUUCUCUGUUGUCCUGUACUCCCUUCUCAGACUCUGUUCCCAUAACCUCUGCUGGGGGGACAGCAGAUUAUGAAACCCUGUUCCCAUUCCCUUACCGAAGUUGAUCAGACAAGGGGAGAGGAGGUGGUUGUUUGACCUAAACUUGGCUAGCCAAAUUUUUUCUCCCGAAAAUUUGGAAUCAAGUCUGAGAAACUUCAAUUAGUAAAUUGUAAGGCAGAGACUAAUGAGGUAAUGUAGACUUGAGAUUGAAAGUACCCUUUUAAGAACACUGUCUUCAGUGGGGUACGGUGGCUCAUGCCCAUAAUCCCAACACUUUGGGAGGUUGAGGUGGGAGGACUGCUUGAUCCUAGAGUUCAAGACCAGCCUGGGCAACAAAGUAAGAUCCGUCUCUACAAAAAAUUUAAAAAGUUAACCAGGUGUGGUGGCAUGUGCCUGUGAUCCCAGCUACACGACAGGUGGAGGUGGAGGAUCCCUUGAGCCCAGGAGAUCGAAGCUGCAGUGAGCCCUGUUCAUGCCACUGCACUCCAGCUUGGGCAACAGAGUGAGACCCUGUCUCAAAAACAAAAGGACACUAUCUUCAGCCCAUGUGUGAUGAAGAUGCAGAUAAUGUCUGUCUGCAGAGUGUCAGAAGAAAGAAAAAAAUGUGCAAAGGGGGCAGAGAAGAGAGACCACAUAGUUUUAGGAAGACAGACAGCCCCGAGCAACCAAAGACUCUUCAGUUUCCGGAUCCUGAAGCUCAUGAGGAUAUAUGGGACACCUGCACCGGCAUUGGAUUUGGCCCCGCAACAUCUUAAAGGAACAACCUAAUACAUACCCCUUGUCUGCCUGAUCCCUGGGGAACAUGCUGUCCUGUGAUGCUGAAGCCUGCAGCUGGUGAACUCAUGGUGAACUCGUGGCCCACCUUUGGAUUCAGACAAAUCUCCCAGGGAGUAUUGGCCACCUCCCCUGGCAGACUCAGUACCCCUGGCCCCUGCUGUGGGGUUACCUUGUCUUGGUUGUGGCAGGCCUACUGGCUGUUAGUUCAGCAUCAUCCUUCAAGAGAACAGAAAGGCUUAGAAUAAUUGAUUGUCAUAUCUGUGUCUGACCAUGCUAUUGUGGACUUGGCCUGAACAGCCAUAGAAAUGCAAGGAAUGAGGUUUGAGGGACUUGGGCAGUUGUCUCAAAAAGGGAGUCAAGGCAGAAAUCCCUUACCCUGAGCACUGCUCUCAACAUGGAGGUAACUCACUGUGGUAGGCAGCCUUUUAUUUCAUGAUUUGACUUUUUGAUGAGUCCAUGCUAGUUCUCUUGUAGAAUAUUAUGCAUUCUUGAUUUGGCCAAUUAUUUCCUCAUAAUAUCUUAUAACUUGUUUCUCCAACCCUUGCCUUUUUAUUAAAAAAAAAAACUCGACAUUAUAUGUACAGAUUUGAUUAUAUUCGGGUUAAACAUUUUUAGAAAGAAUACUUCAGUAACAUUGAGUAGGUUACAUCAUUUCAUGUUAGGCACAUAAUUUCAGCUUGUCUCACUAUUAGUAACGCUAAAUUUGGUCACUUGGUUAAGAUGAUGACCCCCCCUCCCACUCUCUUCACUGAAAAAGGACACACAUCCCUUUGCACUUUAUAAGUAAUCUACAAAUAACCCGUUCAACAACUUUUCAUCUUAUACUUUGAACACCUUUUGUGAUCUUUUCCUGAGUCAAUUAUUUCACUGGGGGUUGCAAAAAUGGUGUUCUAACUAUAGUAGUCUGUAUUUAUUAACUAGCAUUUUUCUGUAAAGAAGAACUUUCUUUUUUUAAGAGACGGAGUCUAGCUCUGUCUCCCAGAUUAGAGUGCAGUGGCACUAUCAGAGCUCACUGAAGCCUCAACCUCCUGGGUGCAAGCGAUUCUCCCACCUCAGCCUUCUGUGUUGCUGGGACCACAGGCACAUGCCACCGUGCCUGGUAAGAGCGUUGUUUUAAGAAAACCAUUUUAAUGAAUUUCUCAGUGGACCACUGGGUAGUGGUUUGUUUCCAAUUUUGUUGAAAGCACUUGGAAAGCUCUUGAUUUUUAAAAGGAUUUGUUACCUAAUUAUUGGAGCUAUUCACUUUCUCAGUACUAUCCCCAAUAUUUUCAGUUAUUCCUGUGUUUGGUCCCCAGGAGGUUUUUAAAUUCAGACAACGCAGGAUUUGAGGUAAAGGUGGAAGAGAGAUUCAGCAAUCUGUGUAAGAUGGAAGAAAAGCUAAGUGGAAACCAAGAACCAGCAUGACAUCUCGACUGCACCAGUUCUCAGAAAAGCAGUUUUAGAAUGCAUACUUGUAGAAGUUGAGGAUCUAGAAAUUAGUUCCCAUAAAACUCUGCAUGCUUUGGGACCCCUUGGAAAGUUUUUACCUGAAGCCAGAGGUCUAUAGUACAGAACACUGAGCAAAGUCUUCCAGGUUUGGUUGAUGACAAGCUAAGGGCAGAAAUAAAGGAAUUUAGAGACUGGCUUUCAAAACAAUAGCCUGGAUUUCAAGCCUAUUGUCUUGUUUCUAUUUUGAAUUUCAGAAGCCAAAUAUUAAUUUCUUUUUUUCCAUUCCUUUUGUAACAUCUAAACAGUGCCAAAACACUAUCUCCAAGGCAAAUGGAUUCCCCAGGCAGAUGAGAAGAUCACAUUACUCAUGUUCAAAAUAUUACCCCAGUUGCACAAGUAUUGUGGAAUUUUGUGCAUUUGGAUGGAAGACAACUGUUUCUUUAUCUUCUUCCAAUGUCAAAAGAAGCAGGCUGUGAGCCAAGGGGAAGGCAGAGGACAGAAAUGAAUGUGUUUCCAGGCUUUCCUGGUGGUUUAUGGCAUUCUCCAAACUCCUAUGCAAGGGCUAUUCCUGACCAAGAAGAUCUAAAGAGAACGUCUCUGAAAUCAAGUCCGGAUGAAGGAGGCCUCAUUCUUCUUUUCCCCAACCAGAAUUAAGAGAAAAAAAGUGAAUAUGGUUUUUGCUCACAGAAUGGAUAACAGCAAGCCACAUUUGAUUAUUCCUACACUUCUGGUGCCCCUCCAAAACCGCAGCUGCACUGAAACAGCCACACCUCUGCCAAGCCAAUACCUGAUGGAAUUAAGUGAGGAGCACAGUUGGAUGAGCAACCAAACAGACCUUCACUAUGUGCUGAAACCCGGGGAAGUGGCCACAGCCAGCAUCUUCUUUGGGAUUCUGUGGUUGUUUUCUAUCUUCGGCAAUUCCCUGGUUUGUUUGGUCAUCCAUAGGAGUAGGAGGACUCAGUCUACCACCAACUACUUUGUGGUCUCCAUGGCAUGUGCUGACCUUCUCAUCAGCGUUGCCAGCACGCCUUUCGUCCUGCUCCAGUUCACCACUGGAAGGUGGACGCUGGGUAGUGCAACGUGCAAGGUUGUGCGAUAUUUUCAAUAUCUCACUCCAGGUGUCCAGAUCUACGUUCUCCUCUCCAUCUGCAUAGACCGGUUCUACACCAUCGUCUAUCCUCUGAGCUUCAAGGUGUCCAGAGAAAAAGCCAAGAAAAUGAUUGCGGCAUCGUGGGUCUUUGAUGCAGGCUUUGUGACCCCUGUGCUCUUUUUCUAUGGCUCCAACUGGGACAGUCAUUGUAACUAUUUCCUCCCCUCCUCUUGGGAAGGCACUGCCUACACUGUCAUCCACUUCUUGGUGGGCUUUGUGAUUCCAUCUGUCCUCAUAAUUUUAUUUUACCAAAAGGUCAUAAAAUAUAUUUGGAGAAUAGGCACAGAUGGCCGAACGGUGAGGAGGACAAUGAACAUUGUCCCUCGGACAAAAGUGAAAACUAUCAAGAUGUUCCUCAUUUUAAAUCUGUUGUUUUUGCUCUCCUGGCUGCCUUUUCAUGUAGCUCAGCUAUGGCACCCCCAUGAACAAGACUAUAAGAAAAGUUCCCUUGUUUUCACAGCUAUCACAUGGAUAUCCUUUAGUUCUUCAGCCUCUAAACCUACUCUGUAUUCAAUUUAUAAUGCCAAUUUUCGGAGAGGGAUGAAAGAGACUUUUUGCAUGUCCUCUAUGAAAUGUUACCGAAGCAAUGCCUAUACUAUCACAACAAGUUCAAGGAUGGCCAAAAAAAACUACGUUGGCAUUUCAGAAAUCCCUUCCAUGGCCAAAACUAUUACCAAAGACUCGAUCUAUGACUCAUUUGACAGAGAAGCCAAGGAAAAAAAGCUUGCUUGGCCCAUUAACUCAAAUCCACCAAAUACUUUUGUCUAAGUUCUCAUUCUUUCAAUUGUUAUGCACCAGAGAUUAAAAAGCUUUAACUAUAAAAA
This is a messenger RNA of Homo sapiens (human), 6705 nucleotides long. RefSeq names its product G protein-coupled receptor 19 (gene GPR19). Gene Ontology annotation, biological process: G protein-coupled receptor signaling pathway. Gene Ontology annotation, molecular function: G protein-coupled receptor activity. The record is from RefSeq and is a predicted model, not a curated record. Gene Ontology annotation, cellular component: cilium; plasma membrane; membrane. The transcript is spliced from 5 exons. Bases 5345 to 6649 code for a protein of 434 amino acids. Lineage: Eukaryota; Metazoa; Chordata; Mammalia; Primates; Hominidae.